AUGGUACAACCUUCUGAAGCUCGUACGGGGGAGAAACGAGGCCCCGGAAGGCCGCCAAAGAGCGCAACUCCCGCGCUUAAGAGACAGCGAACUUCGAUUGGUGCACCAACGACACCUGCACUCGCGAGUCCAUCUACACGGUCGCCAGCUAUCGGAUCUCCAGCUCCCGAUCGGAGGAACUCGCGAUUGCCUGUGAAACUAGCAGAGAAUAAGCCGCUGCCCAGCCUACCUGCGCCGCAACCUGCUGGCUUGUCCGAUGAUGAAUACCACACAAUUGCAGCGAGCGGGGUGCUCGCGGCAUCUGUCGAGCGCUCCCGUCUCAAUUGGGCAUGUAACGGUGUGUUCAAGAAGUACUGGACGAAGCCGGAGACCGGCAAGAACGCGAAGCCGCCUCCUCCAGGCAAUCCGGAUGCAAAGUGCAUGAAGGCCAAGGGCGAAUGCCGGUUACGAAUAGAGCCGCACAUAUUUGAGGCGGAAGUCUAUGUGGAAGAGCGACCAAAGCAUCCUAUGCCCCCAAAGCAGUACACACCCGCGCCAACGCAGAGCUCGUAUGGAGUUCCUUCCCGACCGGCGCAGAGUCUGCCAGUCCAGCAAGGUAGACCGCCUGUCACAAACGGACAGGCUCCACUACAACCCGCACAGCGAUCGAGUACACCACUUCAGCCAAAUCUGCCGCAGCAGCCACGUGCGCAGUCAGCCUUGGGUGCAACAGGGAACCAGCAAGAGAAGAAGGCCGAUCCUGUCAUUAGUAUGCUUGCUUCCCGCGCAUCUUCUGAUGCCGAGCUGAAAGCGCUGAUGAAGGAGGUAGCUACGGGAAAUGCAACUCAGGACCAGCUCAAGAUCUUCCAGCGCCAUAUCGAUGAGCUCACGGGCAUCRUUCAGAAAAAGAAGGGUGACGAUGACGAUCAUCCAUCGAAUGGCACACAGCAUUCAAAUGCGAUACAGUAUGACGGACCAGCGGACGUGAAACCACAGCCACCGCCGCCACCGUUACAUGCUGCUCCUCUACCCCAGCAGCCUUCCCAAGCUCGGCCAGCCAUCUCGACGCCUCAAGCUCCUCCAGCAUACCAUCAGCAGCCUACCUGGGCAACACCACCUCCAGUGCAGACAAGCUUUCCAGUUAUGCUCGACUUCAGCAAGAAGACACCGGGAGGAACAGAGGACCGAUUUCUUUUCCCACAGCACUGUGUAUUGGAGAAUCUUUCCCCGCAACACCUCUUGGUUAGCUUUAUCGUCACUCGAUACGGCAGGGAGGCUGCAGAUCCAACAGGUCUCGAGCCAGACAAACAGUACUGGCAGCCCGUGACGAUGAUGGUUGAGGUCGCAUACACUCGGGAGGAGAUAUUGAAUUGUAUUCGUCGAUGGGUCAAACCACUGGAGGAAGUGCGGAAACAUAUGGAGGACACGAUGAAAACAUGCACUCGGGCCCCAGAAACGUACCUCGCGAUGCGUCUACCGGUCAAGGGCGCGGUGCCAGAGAUUGAAGAGGCAUCAAAGGAGGCUACGCCACUCAUCGAAGAGAAGCCCACCAGACCGAAAUCUACUGUGAAAUAUGUCAAGCGACCUUCGACCUCGAAAGCUGUCGCUGCUUCUUCCAAGAAAUCGGAGACGGCCAAGGAGCAGCUUACUGGGAAGGAAAAGGCCGAUGCUGUCGCGCCUCCUGCGCCGCUGAAGGAGCAGAGCGGAGGUACUCCAAAUCCUGCCACUGACGGCGCAGCUGAUACGCCCGGCUCCAAUGAAUCUGAGCGACCUAGGAGAGCUGUCCGCAAAAGCGUGAGAAUUAGUGAAGGCUAG
Ramularia collo-cygni is the source of this 1794-nucleotide messenger RNA. RefSeq lists its product as uncharacterized. Gene Ontology annotation, biological process: chromatin remodeling. The record is from RefSeq and is a predicted model, not a curated record. The coding region runs from base 1 to 1794 and encodes 597 amino acids. The transcript has a single exon. Gene Ontology annotation, cellular component: Swr1 complex. Lineage: Eukaryota; Fungi; Ascomycota; Dothideomycetes; Mycosphaerellales; Mycosphaerellaceae. Gene Ontology annotation, molecular function: ATP-dependent H2AZ histone chaperone activity.